This is a messenger RNA of Mus caroli (Ryukyu mouse), 1839 nucleotides long. RefSeq names its product dCMP deaminase (gene Dctd). Gene Ontology annotation, cellular component: cytoplasm. Gene Ontology annotation, molecular function: zinc ion binding; dCMP deaminase activity. The record is from RefSeq and is a predicted model, not a curated record. Lineage: Eukaryota; Metazoa; Chordata; Mammalia; Rodentia; Muridae. Gene Ontology annotation, biological process: pyrimidine nucleotide metabolic process.
GCGCGCACGGCGGCUGUGUGGGGUGGACGGUGCGAGCGUGGUCUGCACCUCGAAGGAGCGGACGUGACGUAUGACUUCUACACCCAACAUGAGUGACAUUUCCUGCAAAAAACGGGAUGACUACCUGGAAUGGCCUGAGUAUUUCAUGGCAGUGGCCUUCUUGUCCGCACAAAGAAGCAAGGACCCAAGUUCCCAGGUGGGGGCCUGCAUUGUCAAUACAGAAAAUAAGAUUGUUGGGAUCGGGUACAAUGGCAUGCCAAAUGGGUGCAGUGAUGACCUGUUGCCUUGGAGGAGAACAGCAGAAAAUAAGCUGGAUACUAAAUAUCCGUAUGUGUGCCAUGCCGAGCUGAAUGCCAUCAUGAACAAGAACUCGGCUGAUGUGAAGGGCUGCAGCAUGUACGUCGCCUUGUUCCCGUGUAACGAAUGUGCUAAACUCAUCAUCCAGGCAGGUAUAAAGGAGGUUAUCUUCAUGUCGGAUAAAUACCACGACAGCGAGGAGACGACGGCUGCCAGGCUCCUGUUUAAGUUGGCUGGGGUUACAUUCAGAAAAUUCACACCGAAGUACAACAAGAUUGUCAUUGACUUUGAUUCGAUCAAUAGCAGACCGAGUCAGAAGCCUCAGUGAGUUUCGUCUUGUUAAAGCCCCAGAAGAAGAUGACACCCCACCACGCACACACACACACACACAAGGGGCUCCCCGAGCCUUUCAUCUUGAAGUCCCACGGAACUUUUUAAUAGCACAACACUAAACAUCUAAAGAAUAUAAAACUUAGAAUCUUCUCACCCGUCACGUGGAGCUCCAUCUGCUUCAGCUGUUGAUGUAGUUUGGUUUGGAGACUAAGGGACUGCCUACCGGAGCUGGAGUGAAGGUCUCUCCCCUUCCGCCGAGUCCAUCUGCCAGAGAGUGUCAGCUCUGUCAUCCACCAUAUUUCGACAGCCGCUCCUUGCUGCUACACGGGGUAGAAGGACACACAAAUAACUGCUUCUCGUUCUUAGCAGGGAUGAACAGGCACACCGUGGUGCACAUCUGGCCCAAAUGAAGCAUACCCUGUCACGCCCUUGGGAAAACAAAUAGGACCGAACCAAGCUACAUGAACACACCUGCUGUAGAGUUGAGGGGACCUCUCACCUGGUCACAUGAGGUUGAGGAGGGCCCAGUGUCCUGGCAGAUGAUCAGUACAGUGUCCCCCUCAGGUCACACUUUCCUGCCUUACACAGAGCAGUAGCAUACCAUCCCUCUGGAGGGUAGGGGACCCCUGCGGUUCCAGCCUCUUAGCCUUGGUUUGUUGGUUACAUAGCACUGUUAAAUUUAUCUGAGGCAUAAGUAGUUCCUAGAGGAGACAGCCUAUCACUCCCCCUAGACCAGGCGCUUUGCGGUGACAGCUGGAGCUAUAUGGAUGGGUGAUGAGGGACGUUCCCCCAUCCCGUGUCUCCUGCUGUGUGGACACAUGUCACUCCUGCUCCACGUGCCAGCAUGGUUCAUUUCCAAGGGCACCCUACAACCAGAGAGCACAUUAAUUCCUGUCCUAUAAGAGGGCUGUGGGAAACUGUCUACCUGGAGGUGGUCCGUGCCAGAUCCUCAUUUGUGCCUUCAGCCUCACAGGCAGCAUAUGCCUGCUGCCCCAUUGUGGGUGGGGGUGCCCCACCGCGUACUCUGUUUUUAAUUUCAUUUAACUUCUAGCAGACACACUCAGUGUCUUUGAUAAAAUAGUGUCUUUUUUCAUGUGUUUUUAUUUCAUUUCUAAGAUUUUUUUUUUUAACACUCCGUAUUCUGGAGCAUUUUUUUACAAUUUGGAUCUCUGCCAGUAUUAUUAAAAUUUUAUUAAAAUCAUCCAGCAC